This is a messenger RNA of Leguminivora glycinivorella, 5736 nucleotides long. Its product is annotated as Down syndrome cell adhesion molecule-like protein 1 homolog. The record is from RefSeq and is a predicted model, not a curated record. Gene Ontology annotation, biological process: axon guidance; cell-cell adhesion. Gene Ontology annotation, cellular component: axon; plasma membrane. Gene Ontology annotation, molecular function: protein binding. The transcript has 39 exons. The coding region runs from base 1 to 5592 and encodes 1863 amino acids. NCBI's taxonomy places the organism in Eukaryota, Metazoa, Arthropoda, Insecta, Lepidoptera, Tortricidae.
AUGUUGUUUUCUUCAGCUGAUUGCCGAGAUACGGCUGGAAUCAAAGAAGAAUUAAAGAAGGCCUUUGAAAUCAAAGACUUAGGGCCAGCUCAUCACAUUCUUGGAAUGAGGCUUUGCAGACAGAAUGACGAGAUUACUCUAGACCAGUCCAGCUAUAUUAAGAAGGUGCUAGAACGAUUUCAUAUGUCGGAUUGCAAACCUGCGCGAACACCUAUGGAAACAGGUCUGAAGCUCGUGAAAUCUACAAAGAAAGAUUGUACGCACGACUACAGAGGCCUGAUAGGAUGUCUAAUGUACAUAGCAGUAUGUACGCGACCUGAUAUUGCGCAUGCUGUCAGCUCACUCAGCCAGUUCAACGACACGUACGACGAGACUCACUGGAAGGCGGCGAAACGCGUUCUUCGCUAUCUGAAAGGUUCGCCGAGCCGCGUGCAUGUGGAAAAGUGCAGCGCGCUGCGAGCGCCCGGGUACAAGCGCUGCGUCUAUACUUGCGACGAACAGUCUGGGAUUGAACACAAAUAUGUGAUUGGCGCUAGCGGAGCGGGCUUCAGCGGAGAUGUAUCAGCACACUCUGGGAACACGAGUCUACCCCAGCUUACAAAGAAAGGCAGAUAUAAACGGAGAGAGCUGCACAAAUGCGUUAUCGUCCAGCUGAAGGAAUACCAGCAACUAUUCAGAAAUAGAACGCCGAAGGCGUACAGGAUAAAUUCUUCGAGAAAAUCGCUUUUUGAAGAACGAAACAAAAAUGUAACAUGGUGCUCAUUAACGGAACGGGCGUGGCGCCCGUUGAAGAGGAAAAGAAUAAAACGCUCGCCGGAUUCUCGACCAGAGUUGGUGUAUACAUUCAUCGAGCAGGCAGUGCAACCGGGAGCGCAGGUGGCGUUAAAAUGCUCCGCGGUGGGCGAGCCGCCUCCUCGAUUCAAAUGGACGCUGGACGCACAACCAAUACCGCCGCACCAUGGGGCGGUGAUAACAGAGGGAAGAGACAGCGGGCCGACGGGAAUGGGCCCUGGCGGGAACUACGUCUUGUCGACACUGUCGUUGAGCAGUGCUAAAGUCGAGCACGGCGGGCGGUACGAGUGUCGAGCGAGCAACGCGGCGGUGAUAACAGAGGGAAGAGACAGCGGGCCGACGGGAAUGGGCCCUGGCGGGAACUACGUGUUGUCGACACUGUCGUUGAGCAGUGCUAAAGUCGAGCACGGCGGGCGGGCGGUGAUAACAGAGGGAAGAGACAGCGGGCCAACGGGAAUGGGCCCUGGCGGGAACUACGUGUUGUCGACACUGUCGUUGAGCAGUGCUAAAGUCGAGCACGGCGGGCGGGCGGUGAUAACAGAGGGAAGAGACAGCGGGCCGACGGGGAUGGGCCCUGGCGGGAACUACGUAUUGUCGACACUGUCGUUAAGCAGUGCUAAGGUCGAGCACGGCGGGCGGGCGGUGAUAACAGAGGGAAGAGACAGCGGGCCGACGGGGAUGGGCCCUGGCGGGAACUACGUGUUGUCGACACUGUCGUUGAGCAGUGCUAAAGUCGAGCACGGCGGGCGGGCGGUGAUAACAGAGGGAAGAGACAGCGGGCCGACGGGGAUGGGCCCUGGCGGGAACUACGUGUUGUCGACACUGUCGUUAAGCAGUGCUAAGGUCGAGCACGGCGGGCGGUACGAGUGUCGAGCCAGCAACGCGCACGGCUCUGUCGCUCAUGCUGCCAGGCUGAACGUCUAUGGACCUCCAUAUAUUCGAUCAAUGAGUCCUGUAAAAGCAGUCGCUGGUUCAGACACAACAGUCUGGUGUCCGUACUACGGAUUCCCUAUUGAUUCAGUAAAAUGGGACGGAGGACCCGGCAACGAUCCCAGAUACCAGCAAAUGGACGGUCAACUGACCAUAAGCAACGUAGACCGGAAUCGAGACCAGGGUGGUUGGGUCUGCUCAGUGCUGACACCUGGCGGCGAACUGGCACGGCGAGAGGUGCAAAUAACUGUGGUCUCCCCGCCCGUGCUCUCGCCGAUCGUGUUUCCCCCUGGCUUAAGGGCCGGGGAUCGCGCGCAAAUCACCUGCACUGUUACGUCUGGUGAUAUGCCGGUUUAUUUUUCCUGGCUAAAGGAUCAGAUAAACAUACCUAGCGCACUACAGGUCGACGAACGAGGUGCUGAAUUCUACAGCAUGUUGCUAUUCAAAAGUCUCACAGCAGCCCACAGCGGGAUCUACACAUGUGUUGUCACCAACACCGCCGGCAAAGCUAAUACGUCUGCGGAAUUAGCUAUCAAAGUGCCUCCGUAUUGGCAAAUCGAACCUUCGGACACGGCGGUGCUUCUGAACGGAUCGCUAACCGUGAGUUGCGAGGCCCGGGGGCAUCCUUCACCGGCUAUUUAUUGGACCAAGUUCUCGGGUAGCACCGAAACGUCGUUAGGAGCGGUCUCAGAGCCCGCGGUGCUUAAUAAUGGGUCUCUGAGAUUGGAGUCGGCGCGCGCGGAACAUUCUGGCAAAUAUCGGUGUCGGGCUGACAACGGCGUCGCACCCGCGCUGUCUAAAACGCUCACUGUACACGUUAAUGCUACGUACAUAACUAUACAUAGUAUACACUACAAUGUGAGGUCCGACCACUUCGUUCAUCUUGCAGUGCAAGAACCCCCGGAGCCACCAUCAAACUUCCGAGUUCUAGAGACCACAUCGAGGUCGGUUCGCCUGCAAUGGCGGCGGCCCUACGACGGUAACUCACCCGUUCUGGGUUACGUUGUCCAGUAUCGGAAACACGACUCAACUAGUUCGGAUUCUUGGAGGGACGCUGACACGCACAAUGUCUCGGUCUCGGCGCAUAACUUGGACAGUUACUCUGAAACCGAAGGCGCAACAAUCUCCGGUUUGGAGCCAGCGACAGCGUAUCUAGUGCGAGCUCGAACAGUGACUGCUCAAUUCGCGUCGACUCACACGAGAGCGUUGCUCGCUCUGACGUCACAUGAACCUCCGGCGCGUGCGCCGCUGAGUCUGCGGGCUUCAGCUCCGAGGGCUUCCACUAUUGAACUUGCUUGGCAGCCACCACCAUCAUCAUCAUGGAACGGUGAACUGCUUGGCUACUCCGUCUGGUGGUGGGCUUCCGCUGACGGAACGCUGUCAGGAGGGGCCAACGUUGGUAUGGAGUUUGCCACCGUACGGGGGCAAAUCACUAAAUAUACUAUCGAGGGGCUGGAGCAUUAUACUCGGUAUUCCGUAAGCGUGAGGGCCUUCAACAGCGCUGGCGCCGGCCCAGCGACCGCGCCCGUCAAUACGUUGACUCAAGAAAGUGUGCCAUCAGAAGGUCCCCGCGGCGUGCGCUGCCGCGCCGUGUCCCCGCAGAGUCUAAAGGUGGAGUGGUCACCACCGCCUGCGCACGCGCACCACGGCUCGCUGCUGGGGUACAAGCUGCUGUACCGCCCUGAGCACAACUUGAGUAUGAAGGAGACAUCAGGACCCUGUCUGAAGGUGGAGUGGUCACCACCGCCUGCGCACGCGCACCAUGGCUCGCUGCUGGGAUACAAGCUGCUGUACCGCCCUGAGCACACGGCGGAGUGGCUGGAGUGGGAGGUGCGCGCCGGCGGGGCCAGUUCAGGAGCGGGCGCGGAGGUGAAGCGCGUGGCGGGCGUCGAGACGCUGCUGCUGGCGCUGCGCCCGUAUACCAACUAUACGGUACAGGCGCUGGCGUACACGGGGGCGGGGGACGGUGUGCCCGCUCACCCUGUGCACUGUACUACGCAACAAGAUGCUCCUGGACCUCCAGCAGCUGUGAAAGUCGUCGCAACGUCAGUGACUUCCUUAGCGAUUAGUUGGUUGCCUCCAAGUCGCCCUAAUGGACCAGUACUGUAUUACACAGUGUUCUAUCGUGAACUUGGCAGGGACAGGCCUCCGCAAACUACAACAGUACAGGCUGAAGACAGCGAUCCAACCGUGGGCUUGGGUGGCUCAGCGGAGUUGAGGUCGUUGUCAGAAGACGCCACAUAUGAGGCGUGGGUAGCUGCACAUUCUGUAGCUGGUGAGGGCGAGCCAUCAGCUCCUCAACCUGCUACUACUAGUUCUAGAGCGGGAGUACGUUUGCUCUCUUUCGGCGUGUGGGCCCGAGUGCAGUGCGGCCACUCACUGCGCUUGGCUUGCGUGUGGCGAGGAGAACCGAUGCCUCGCGCGCGAUGGCUGCGUGGCGAUCGUCCUGUUACACAUGAUCCGAGGACGCAUCUCACGCCGCAUGGACAUCUCGCUAUACAUGAAGUGGAUGCAUCAACUAGCGGCAACUACACAUGCUCAGCCCGUAACGCCUUCGGUUCUGAGGAAGUAACCUACAGGGUUGAGUGUGCCGUCCCUCCGGCUGCACCUGCGCUGUUUCUAGACCAAGUGGCCCACAGGGAAGCCAAGCUAACAUGGCGGACCACACAUCAUCCUGCCGCUCCGCCACAUGGUUUCACCAUAUGGUGGGCGCGAGUCCGCGAUGACAGCGUCGACAGUCUAGAAGCUGGUUCAAGAGGAGAAGAAGAGAGAAAGCUAGAAGCGGGGGGAGAAGCGUCAAGCGUCAUGCUAAGGUCCUUGUCCUGUGGGGCAUCGUAUUCCGUACGCGCGGUCGCGCAUUCGAGAGCCGGACCUUCGCCACCGUCGGCGCCGUUGCUGGUCAAGACGAAACCACCAGUGUUAGUAUGGGAAGGAGGGGGAGACAGGCGCGACCAAGAGGAAGGUGCCGAAGCGGCUAUAUGGAGCAACAGCAGUGCCCUCGCCUUGGAUGCAAGGAGGGCUGUGCGAUGUAACGCGCGCCUAGUCAGACUGCAAUGGCGGCGCGCUGAUGCUGGUGCUGCCUUAUGGACUGAUGCUGAUCUUACGUCACUACAUCAUCAUAGAGAGGUGGUAAUCGGUGGUCUGACAGCGGGCGCGUGGUACGCUCUCCGGCUGUGGACUUCCACGGAGUCGUCGAGACACCAAGCCAUAAUCUACGCUGCUACCACUACACAUGCUGGAGGGGGGUCAUUGAGAGCAAAGCAAAAGGUACUCGGAGGUCCGGCUUUGAUACUUGUACUACUGGCGAAGCGAAGUACGCUAUGGCCAUGCGGCGGGGCAGUGGACGAAGAAACACGUCGCUGCAGCCACUCUGUUGCCAGCACCGACAAAUCAGUGUGUCCUGAACAGCAGAACAUGCGUAACUGCCAACACGACUACAAGCACGACAAGCUAUCUCCAGCUUCAGAUGUAUACGAGAUAAGUCCAUACGCGACAUUCGCCGUGGGAGGCGAAACAGCAGCGACGCUGGACCACACAUUACAGUUCCGGACCUUCGGCCAUCGUGAUAACGAUGCACCUCCUCACAGGCCUUGUAGGAAAUACCCGCAGAGGCAUCGGGAGAGGGCUGAGGGUAAAACUUAUGUCGAGAAGCACCACUCGGACUGCGAGCUGCAGCAGCUCAGCCGUUACGAGAAGGUGCGCCCGCGACACUGCACCGGCACUUCCUACUGCGUGCCCCUGGCUCACCAUGGAGGCAGCGGUGGCGGAGGCGGAAGCGGCGGCGGUUUCUCAGAAGUAUACGCUGGCGACUCCAGCGCCGAAUCCGGUCCUGGAUCUCUGUCCCCGCGCACGCAUCACGAGCAUAGCUAGCGUGAAGGAAGACAAUCAUGCAUAUCGCAGAAACAAAUAAAAUAACACAUAGAAACACCUAACAUUUCAAAGAUAUACACACUUGGGCAGCUUUGGAGUUUUCUUUGGAUUUUCAGAAAUGUAUAAUGACGCUGAAUCCGGACC